UGUUGCACUGCACACCUGCCGUGCUACAUGGAUGAGUUAAAAACAAUUGACAAAUGAGCAGCGCAAGUUAAAAAUUUGGACAAAAACCUCCAGACUGGAUUAUGUUAACAUGAAAUUGAUCUGUGAAUGGCACCAGUGGAGGUUGUAAUUUGCUUCAGGAUUUUAUGGGAUCUUAAAAAAAUAAGCAUGCUUCAUAUGGUGGAGGAGGACAUUUUGUAAGCAAGAAAACACUCAUAACUACAGCAUCUCUCACCAAAACCCACAACCGCCCCAGCAACGGAACUGACAGAGACACACGCUAAUGGAGGAGGAAAACUUUUGCUCCUCUCUGCCUGAUAUCACAGCUUCAGUCCUUCAGCAGCCUCAACAAGACUCAUGGACCUCUCACGACCACCAGUACAUCAACGGAGAGCAGGAGACUGCUGUAUGCGACAGCACAGAGGUGCAAAUAAACCAGGCGCAUGGGACAGAUCAACUCUCCCCAAAGGCAGGACGAGAAACGCCUGAGGAGGCAGAGCAGUGGGAGCAGAUAAUAUGGCCAGUGCGCUCCAUGACCUGCACCAGUGCUCCGCUCUCCAUAGCCACAGUGCAGUGGGACAUGCCACAUCCCUCCGCAGAGAUGCCUUCACUCAUGACUGACAGCAGCUUGGCCAAUGAGCCGGACUCUGGCAGCAUGACGAGUCUAGACUCCACUUCCCCGUCGCUUCAAUCUCAAGACGUCAGUGCUGAGCUUUUCAUACAGGACGACAGAGGGGAAGGAGAUGGGUUUGAUUCACGGCUGCUCAUCUCGAAUCUAGAGUGGGCAGGAAACAGCUCUGAGCCAUGUGAUGCUGUAGAUACGCAAGAAUCGCCGACACAGGAAAGGGAAGAUCCAACACAUGAGCUAAUAGACAGCGAUAACGAAAUCCCUCCGAGGACAGACUCUGAAGAAGAGGAGGGACGCUCAGCAACAUCAGAUCCUGUUGAAACUGUGGACUUAACUGAUAUUCCUGAACAGACUGACGUGACAGAAGAUGAGGCGGGCGGUUUUGUAGAUUUAAAAGUAGAAGAGGAACAGGAGGGGUCCGACAUUCUGCUGACUGGACAGGGAGACUCAGAGGAAGGGCGGACUUCAACGAACGGUGUUGAGACUGAAGAAGAGACCGAGGAGGGAGAAGAGGAGGCGAGUGAGACAAACGUGUCCUGCACUGAAGAAAGUGAAGAGGAAAAAGCUGUCAGUUGUCUAAAUGAUGUGGAGCUUCUUGCAGUGCCACUUCAAACUGACGAUACUGGACCAGCCAUAAACCCAGAUAAGCUAAUCGAUCUGCAGCAGUCGGGGCUCUUGGAGGAGAGGCGGCACUCAGGGAGUGAAGAGGACAUUGUGAUGCUAGAGCGGUUAUAUGAAGAUCCCACAAGUCAGACUGAAGACCCAGAAAUGUGCAAAGAUGUUGAUCAGAAUGUGGACCCUGCGCAGUCAGAGGCUGUCGACGACGACGAAAAACUGUUGAUACAGGCGGCAGAUAAUUUGGAGAGGAUAGACAACUCAGCAGAGAUAGCAGAGCUGACUGAAAAACUGGAGGAGACCAUUUGUUUAGAACAACAAGAUUGCAACCAAACGACAUCACAGGACGUAGAGCUGUCACCUCAGCCUGAACACGCUGAGUCCGAACAGCUUGAGAUGACCGAAGAGUCAGAGCACAUCCAAGCAGAGGUGUCACUAGACUCUGACCGACAUCUGGAUCAGACACCAGAGAUGGAAGUGACGGAAGAGUCAACCCGACCUGAACAUGCAGACCUGCCAGAGUCUACUCAGUCAGAGCAGACAGUUUGCGUUGAAGCUGAAGACCCCGGAGUGGCGGAGCAGCAAGAACAGACGGAGCCAUCAGAGCAGAAUGAGCAGCCGCUGCAAACGACCGACUUGUCUCAGCCGACCCUCUCAGAGCAGCUUGUGCAGCCAGAGACAGAUGAGUCAGAGAUAACAGAGCAUCUGUCUUCUGAGGCCGAGGUCACACAGCAGACAGCAGAAUCAGAGUCCAAUCAGGUGGACAAACAGGCUGAGGUGUUACAACAGGGUGAAGAAGUAGAAGGUGCUGAGGACGGAUCUGUGCAAGUAGUUGUUGCAAAUGGAGGGCAACCCAACCCCCCCGAGACAGCAGCGCCUCAUAUGAAUGGGGACGAGGUGAACAGAGAGAUGGCCCGCCACCUCGCUGUGCGGCUGUUUAAGUUGGAUGGGAUCCAACGUGUGGACGUGGUGAAGCACUUAGACAAAGAUAAUGACUUCAGUCGUGCUGUCGGGGAGGAGUACCUUAAACUCUUUGACUUCACUGGGGAAAGUCUGGAUCAUGCCCUGAGAUCUUUUCUGAAAGUGGUGGUACUGAUUGGAGAGACGCAGGAGAGAGAGCGUGUGCUGCAGCAUUUCGCCUGCCGCUUCCAUCGGUGCAACCCUGACUCCUUCCCCUCUUCAGAAUCCGUGUUGGCGCUCACAUGUGCUUUGAUGCUUCUCAACACUGACUUGCAUGGACAGAAUGUAGGAAAAUCCAUGUCCUCUUCUAAAUUUGUGUCCAACCUUGAUGGGAUGAAUGAAGAUGAAAACUUCAGUAAGGAUCUCUUAAAGAGCCUUUACAAUGCCAUAAAGAAUGAACCGCUGGAGUGGGCUGUUGAUGAGGAGGAACUGAAGAGCACCGUGUUGGUGGACGAAGACACAGGAGAAGAUGCACCACUGCGUUCAAAAGCCAACCCCUUCCAGGAUGUUCCUCACGACAAGACGGCCUCCGUGGUCAAACAGGGAUUCCUCCAGAGAAAGCUGCACGCUGACAUUGAUGGCAAACGCACUCCGUGGGGGAAAAGAGGCUGGAAGACUUUCUACGGAGUGCUCAGAGGAAUGGUCCUCUACUUACAGAAGGAUGAUUACAGGAAGGAGCAGCCGACUAACGAGGAGGUGGUGAGUGUGCACCACUCUCUGGCCGAGCAGGCAGCUGACUACACCAAGAAGCCGCACGUCUUCCGUUUGCAGACGGCUGAUUGGAGGGUUUUCCUCUUUCAGGCCUCAUCCAAAGUGGAGAUGAAUUCAUGGAUCAGCCGCAUCAACCUGGUUUCGGCUCUUCACUCCUCGCCCCCGUUCCCCGCCGCUGUGGGCUCUCAGAGGAGGUUCUUCAGACCGAUCCUCCCCGCCUCGCAGUCUGCUCAAUCUCUGGAACGUCAGCUGCAGUCUCAUGCAGGAAUGCUGGAGUCCUUCAAGGCGGACUUGCUGUACCUGCAGCAAAACCUCCCAGAGGGCAAAAAAGCCAAAGCCAAGGAGCUGGAAGAGUAUCGCAUCAGAGCGCAGUACCUGCAGCACGAGAUGUGUCGCUAUGAGAUCUACAUCCAAGGGCUGGAGGCCUGGAAAAAGGUGAAGAAGACAACAGUAAACAGUAGGCUGAGCAUCGCAGACCUGAACGUGUUUGAUAAAGCCGUGUGUGCAGACUCUGUGGGGGAGGAAGAGGAGGAGGAAGGUGGGCUGAAAAAGUCCCACUCCAGCCCGUCUUUAGACCAGGAGUUGGCUCCUACGCCGCUGAUCAAGGUCAGACGCAACAUCUCGGAAAGACGGACUUAUCGCAGGACCAUCAUUCCUCGAUGGAAUAAAGAGGCCUGAAAGGUGAUUUAUGAACAGUUAAAAAUACAGAUUUAUAUGUUUCAGCUGUGAUCUAACGGGACGUUAGUUUUUUUUAUGGAAGCACUGAGCAGAGAAGCAGAAAUCUGCCUCAGCAAAAUACUGUUUUGUUGACAACAAUAUUGUGACAGCUGUUUUUAUUUUCACCUUGUGUGUGUGUGUGUGUGUGUGUGUGUGUGUGUCAUCAUGGCAAAAUGUGGUCCUGGAGACACUUAUUGUAGCGGGACCUACCAACACGUUUUCAUCCCAAGUCAUCACAUGUUGCCACUUUGCAGUGGACUUCUAUGUCUACAUAUUACGCUCUAGGUAUCCUUCUGUGUCUGGUCUUUACGUUCCAGGAUGACGCUACCAUGAUGUCAACAUAUCACACGCGGAUGAUUAUGUAUAAAGAGGCCCACUGUUACGUGUAGAAAAACAAAACACAUUCAGACGGUGUAUAAAUCAGGAGCACGAAGGGACCAAACAAACCCUGGAUUUUCAUGUGGGAGUCUGGUGUUUCUUCCAUCCCUUUGUGCUUCUUAUAUAACUUUAAAAAAUAUAUAUUUUGGGGGCUUUUUUGCCUUUAUUUGAGAGGGGGGUGGAGAGAAGAUGACAUGUAGCAAAGCGCAGACGUUAAAAUCGAACUUGUGGCAUAGCUGGCGUAACCGAGGGCUUAGCCUCUGUACAUGGGGCACACUGAGCAGCGGCAUUUCAACUCGGCGCCAUAUAGUGACACGUCAUGCGGACGCAACAUAUUCCUUCCAGCCGCGUCCUCGGCUGUCGCUGCCCGUCUAUGUAUCAUGCUGCCGCAGCAGGCCAGGGUGCCGGUGAGGUGUAAUAACACAGCCGACAGCUCUGUCCGGCUGCGUUCUCAGCUGACGUAGUCCAGCAGCGUAUCAUGUGGACGAGAUUGGUGGCUUUUACCAUCAGUAUCUUACACCGAAAGUACUGCAAAAACAUCUGUAUUUGACAAUUUCGGAGUGAGGCUGUACCUAUCACAGGAGCGGUUUUGAGUGCUUUGCCAGGUGUUUAUGUGUCUGUAUGCCUCUGGACAUAUUUUGUCGACGUGAUAUCGUUGCAGCUGUGAUCAGUCCCCGGCCCACAUAAAUUUCAAGUCGCAGAUCGGCAUCAAGUCUGCAAUGUUUCCACUCUGCAACAUGGUCUGUAGUUUUUUGUUUUUCUGCAUUUUUAUCUUGUGCACUUUUACAAACCGAAGCCUCAGGAAAUAACGAACCCUCCGUUUCUGAUUCUGAUUCAUUUGUUGAGGGACUCAAGGUGUCUGGACCUAAUUAUCAGUUCUGUUGAGUUGACUUUGUACUGUGGUGGUAUGAAAACAGAACAGAGUUGCUUUCAUUUAUUAUUUUUAUUUUAGGGGACAGAAAUGUGCCUUUGAAGUGAAAACCACUAGAGGGUGCUGUAGUACAGCACAUCUCUGAGUGAAGAGGAAAGGAUGUGCUGUUUUUAAAAGAAUCCUACUUGCACUUUUAUGUUUUUAAUUAUGUGUAUAAUAUGUUGAUGUCACCGUUAUACAUCAUUUUCAAAUGAAGGGCAAAUUUCCAGUGUAUGUUUCUUUUUCUCUUUGGGGAAAAAUAAAAUGUUCUGUAGAUCA
Molecule: messenger RNA, 5216 nt
Organism: Plectropomus leopardus (leopard coralgrouper)
Lineage: Eukaryota; Metazoa; Chordata; Actinopteri; Perciformes; Serranidae
Source: RefSeq, a predicted model, not a curated record